This is a messenger RNA of Daphnia pulex (common water flea), 1521 nucleotides long. RefSeq names its product glycoprotein-N-acetylgalactosamine 3-beta-galactosyltransferase 1-like. Gene Ontology annotation, molecular function: N-acetylgalactosaminide beta-1,3-galactosyltransferase activity. The transcript has 3 exons. Bases 505 to 1521 code for a protein of 338 amino acids. The record is from RefSeq and is a predicted model, not a curated record. NCBI's taxonomy places the organism in Eukaryota, Metazoa, Arthropoda, Branchiopoda, Diplostraca, Daphniidae.
AUUAUUGCGUCCGCGGAGUCAAAUCUUUUUUCUCAUGCGAAGCUAAGAAAAUGUUCCAGCAGCACAUUGACUAGCAGACCAAUUAGAUUCAAGUCGACGAUUGCUGGCUUGAGGAUAUAACAUCAAGGGCGAUGGUUGUGGUGGCCUUGUGCAUAUCCUCGGGAAGUCUGGAAUCGAUAUCUGCUUCGUCAUCAUCAGACAUUUGUGUUCAUGACGAUCAAUCAGAUUCUUAUCGCAGCUCAAGGGGGAAUUAAACUCCAAAUUAUAUCCCCUGAGCACUUGAAACCUACAGAAUAAAAUCUAAUGCAUUAGUGUAGAUCAAUGCCACUGUUUCAAUUGAUGGCCCUCCUGUUUUGCCUAUGGCUGGACCCUUCUCACUCUGCAAUUAUUAUCUCGUCAAAGUUGAGGGGAACGACCUUUUCGCCCUUGAUGAUCCAUCCUCCUGUUCGGAAUCAAUUCCAGAUUUCAAUUGUUGGCUAGUGCGAGCCAGCUCUCUCAGUCCGGAUGAAAAGUAAUUAUUAUGUGAAGGUGAUGCCAAGGUUCAAUGUCGGAGGAGCUUUCUUCGACUGGAAUCGGUCAAUCGGAUUGUUACGACGCCAUCGUUUCAUCUCAUUCGUUGUCUGUUUUUGUCUCAAUGUCUUUUUUGUCCUUGACAUUUUGGUUAAUUGCGGCUUAUUUGUCGAUUUCAAUUCCGCCAAUGGCCGAGUCCAUCCAUCGCCGUCCUUCCGUUCAUCAGAUUUUCUAUUGGAGGGACCGCCAAAUAAAUUAGACGUUCGCCUGUUGUGUUGGAUUUCGUCCACCAGCCGUGACAAGGAGAAUUCGAUCCGGGAGACGUGGGGCAAACGGUGCGACAAAUUAAUUUUCGUUGCCAACUCGCAACCGUUGGGAACGGCAAAUCCAACAGAAGGUCAAAGUGAGGCUGGUGCUGGAAUAGCCCGUUUAUUUGCCAGGACGACAUUGGACGUUUUAAAACAAUUGCACGAUCAUUAUUUGAAUGACUCGGAUUGGUUCCUCAAAGCUGACGCUGCAACUUACGUAGUUGUCGACCAAUUGAAAUUGAUGCUCUCAACCUACAACCCUGCCACACCCUGUUACAUGGCUGGUAACAACAGAAAUAAUUCGGAGAUUAUCGGCGACGCUUACGUCUUGAGUCGAGAGUCCAUCCGCCGACUGGUGCGCCAAUUCCGGCGGCGGAAUCCGGGCGUAGCGCCAGCUGAUUGCGACAAUUGGAGACAUUCCCCGACAGCCCUUAAAUCAGUGCCGACCAGUUCCCGCUGCUUGGAUCGACUAGGAAUCGUCUCCUUGAGCACGCAGGACGAUCGAGGUUGCGAGCGAUUCCUCAGCCAGGGUCUUGCCAAAGAAUUAAUUUUAAAUGAUAAUGAAGCGAAUGCCGAUGGUUCUAAGACUCGCCGAUGUAUUUCAGAUCGAGUCGUCAUCUUCUCCCGACUUGGUGGACAUGACUUUUAUUUUUACGAACAUUUGCUCUACCGUUUGAAAAUGCCCGCCAAUGUUAUGAAGUAA